GGAAUCGGAGCAACAGCAGCCAUGUAGUUUGUACUAUCAACGGAGGUUAUUAGAAAUAUUUGAUGGUCAACAGCAAAGCCAUCAUCAAGAUGUAGACAUGCAUGGCUGUCACGAAAACGUUCAACUGGCAGAGGAGGGUCACAAUGGUUCAAUAGUCACUCAGCAGUUGAACAAAACAGACCUGUGUCCACAAGAUCAAGAAUCGGAUCAAACGCAUACUGGUCAUGGGCAAAUGCAGAAGGAAGCAGAAAUAGAAUGUCAAACGGAGCUUGAGAGUCAACAAGAAAACUGCCAGCAAACGGCUGACAAUCAUGAAUAUCAGGAACAAGUUCGGCUACCAGAAGUGAGUCUUGAAGGUUUAAUGACUACACAACAGGACCAUGUGGACCAAUAUCAGCAAGAACUGUUUCAGAAAGAGGUUGAUAAGGAAGCAGAAAUGCAGUAUCAAAAUAAUUCGCUAGACGAAUAUCAUAGCGAUCAUCAUGAAGCAGACAACAGUGUAUAUCAACUGCCGGCAGAAACUCAUGAUGACCAAACAAGAAUGCAACAGCCGGGAAACAUGGAACAAAGUCAAGAGCAGAGUGAGACACAAACUAGACAGGAUAAGGAGGGAGAAACGCAGUUUCAAAAAGAAUCGUCAGAGGAUCUGCAGGAUCAACAACAAGACAAUCAGCGACAGGCGGAUAACCAUAAACAGCAUCUGCAACCAAAUGAGGGUCAUGAUGGUCCAAUGGUUACCCAACACUUGGACUAUGUAGACCAAUGUCAACAGGAACCGUUACCGGAGCAUCCGGGACAAGAACAUCUUAAAAAUGAAAGAGGAAUAGAGUAUAGAAAUAAAUCGCUAGAAGAGAUUGAGAAUCAUAGACACGGCAAUCAGGAAGAAACAGACAUUCAACAAUGUCAUGAACAACUUCAACUACAAGAGUCUGACAAUAGCAAAACGAGCAUUCAGCAUUCCGGGCACAUGGAACGUCCUUUUCAAGAACCGUGUCAAACACAAACUGUAUCGGAUCAUGUAAAGAUAGAUGGAGCAACGCAGUGUAAGAAGAAGCUACUAUCGGAGCUUGAGGAUCAACAAAAAGACAGCCAUCAAGCCAGGGAAGACACAGAUGAAUUUCAGGAACAAGUUCAGAUGACACAAGAGUGUCAAGAGAGCACAAUGGUGGCCCAACUGCCAGACCUAGAACCGUGUGAAACACAAACUGGAGAGGAACACAGAAAUAAGGGGAAAACAGAUGGGCAACAAGAAGACCAAUAUCAUAAUGAUGAAGAACCACGACGUAAAAGGAGAAGACUCAACGAAGAUCAGUCAAAGUGCGACCCAGAAGAAAUCAGUGCAUCCAUAAGAUUACGUCGAUUUGCUACGAUGGAGAAGCAAAAGAGGGCAUCAGAAGUUGAUGGUCUUAAAGCAAAUCACCAAAAAGGAGUCCUAAAGACAACCAAGUGGAGCAUAAUCAACAAACCAUGGACUACACUCAGUAAGGCGCAGCACGAUCGGCUGGAGGAAGUCUUCCAAGUCUGGAGAAACAGACGGGUGGAGAAGACAUUGAUCUUCCAACUAUCCGAGGAACUGAACCUCUCGGAAAGACAGGUAAAAAUGUGGUUUUACCACAGAAAAGAACGGGAUGCAAAGUCGAAGGAACUCCUUGCCAAGAAGGCCCCAGACGUGUUCAGAUGUUCGACUAGUCUCUUCGACACCGGUUGCCCAUUGGACCCCAUGGCUGCCCUGAGAACAAAUCCGAGACAGCUAAGUGUGGAAGACUGUGCAUUAGUUGUGCAACACUUGCAAUCGCAGCUUAAUAAGAUUAUGACUAGUCCUAAAUGAUGACAAAAAAGGGAUCUAGCUCAACUGACACAUGCGGUAGUAAGUAUCAAAGUUGAGGUGCUGGCUCACGCGAAACAAAGUGAAUGAGAAUGAUGGAGAAGAAAUGAUGUGUGCGUGCGUGUGUGUGUGUGUGUGUGUGUGCGCG
Molecule: messenger RNA, 1973 nt
Organism: Branchiostoma floridae (Florida lancelet)
Lineage: Eukaryota; Metazoa; Chordata; Leptocardii; Amphioxiformes; Branchiostomatidae
Product: putative mediator of RNA polymerase II transcription subunit 26
Exons: 3
Coding region: 98-1828 (576 amino acids)
Molecular function (GO): DNA binding
Source: RefSeq, a predicted model, not a curated record